Molecule: messenger RNA, 2863 nt
Organism: Talpa occidentalis (Iberian mole)
Lineage: Eukaryota; Metazoa; Chordata; Mammalia; Eulipotyphla; Talpidae
Gene: ANKRD39
Product: ankyrin repeat domain 39
Exons: 11
Coding region: 69-1298 (409 amino acids)
Biological process (GO): regulation of cardiac muscle contraction; protein localization to T-tubule
Cellular component (GO): T-tubule
Molecular function (GO): protein binding
Source: RefSeq, a predicted model, not a curated record
CCUGCGCCGACGGCCCCUGCUGCCCCCGCCCCGGAGCGGUGGCCGGCGUGCAGCAGACGCUGGACGAGAUGGACUUCGAGAGGGGAAUCUGGUCAGCAGCCCUGAAUGGAGAUCUGGGUCGAGUGAAGUAUUUAAUCCAGAAGGCAGCAGACCCUAGUCAGCCUGACUCAGCUGGCUACACGGCUUUGCACUAUGCCAGCCGCAAUGGGCACUAUGCUGUAUGCCAGUUCCUACUGGAAAGCGGGGCGAAGUGUGAUGCCCAAACCCAUGGGGGUGCCACUGCCCUGCACCGGGCCAGCUACUGCGGGCACACUGAGAUUGCACGGCUUCUGCUUUCGCAUGGGUCCAACCCCAGACUGGUUGAUGAUGAUGGCAUGACCAGUCUACAUAAGGUAAGUGGAGAAGGAGCUGGAAAGAAAGUGUUGGGAUAUGGACAUGGAGUUCCUGAUCCUGGAGGCUGGCCUAGUGAUUGGAGGCUGGGGCCCCAAGAGGCUGCGGCCCGGGAAAGGCAGAAGCUGGAAGAAGAGAAGAAGAAGAAACUACAACGAUUUAACAGUUCCAGAGUUAACCUAGAGACUCUGGCUGACUUGGAAAACUUGGUUCAAAGACGAAGAGAAAAGCGACUGAAACUGAAACUGAAACGCAGAGUCCCCCCCAAGGCACCUGAGCCAGUGGUUAAGCAGCAACCCCAGGCCCAGCUGGAGUCUGUGGACCUGGAGGCAUUCUUGAAGGCAGCUGCUGAGAACCAGGAGGCCCUGAUUGACAAGUACCUGGCAGAUGGAGGGGACCCCAACGCCCAUGACAAGCUCCACCGCACGGCCCUGCACUGGGCCUGCCUCAAGGGUCACAGCCAGCUUGUGAACAAGCUUUUGGAGGCGGGUGCCGCUGUGGACGCUCGGGACUUGCUGGACAGGACACCUGUGUUCUGGGCCUGCCGUGGAGGACACCUGGACAUCCUCAAACAUCUGCUUAACCAGGGAGCUCAGGUUGAUGCCCGGGACAAGAUCUGGAGCACCCCCCUGCAUGUGGCUGUGCGCACAGGACACUGUGACUGCCUGGAGCACCUCAUCGCAUGUGGAGCCCAGAUUAAUGCACAGGACAAGGAAGGGGACACAGCACUGCACGAGGCUGUACGUCACGGUCACUACAGAGCCAUGAAGGUGCUGCUGCUUUAUGGAGCCCAGCUGGGUGUGCGGAACGUGGCUUCCAUGACCCCAGUGCAGCUGGCUCGGGACUGGCAGCGGGGCAUCCGGGAAGCACUGCAGGCCCAUGUUGGGCACCCCCGGACCCGAUGCUAGUGAUAACAGCAGACCUGCAGGGUCACUCGCAGCCACCAUUCCAUCCCCUUCCUCUCCCAUCCUUACAUGACUAAAGCCUCUGCACCCCUGUGGUUCUAACCUCAGUCCCGACUCCUCUGAGGGCGCUUGCUCCGGCCUCCCGGGCAGCUGUGUGGAGGCUGAGCAGCAGCCCCAACCCUGCAGGUAGACAAGCAGGCUCCCUGGCUUCAAGUCUCAGGGGUGACUCAUUCCCUGCCAGGGCUCGAGCUAAGGGGCUGAGGCAGAGGACCACGGGUAAGAGGAAAAGUGGGUCCAGACCAGGAUGGAGAAUGGGAGCCCAGGAUGGAGCAGAAAUUGACUCUAAGCCUCGCGCUACCAUGGGCUGGCGCUAGAUUCCCUCGGUGUCUGCUGAGCCUCAGUCUGGGAGACUGAUUCGCCCCUGCCCUGACAGGGCCGGUCUCCUGUCAGGUGGUGAUUCAGGGCAUGGCUAACAGCUGCCACCAGGGACUUACAAAGGCAACUGAAAGGCCAUAAAGAGGGUAGGCACUUCUGCAGUCGGUCAAAGCCCUUGGGCAGGGGUUUCUCCAGGUGACUCCACGCCUAUCAGCGGCAACCCUGGUAGUGUCUGGAGUGGCUUUAGAUACCUUUGGUCUUAGAGACUCUGGAGUUGGGCCUGGUAAUCUGGAGGGGGCUGCUCAACAGGUUUGAGGCCCCACUGCAACAGAAGCCCAGUACCAACCUGGUUGCCUCAGAGGCCCUAAGACCAAUGAUUUGGAGCUCCUCUUUAUUUUAGGGAAACCUGUGCCCCCUGGCUUUCCUUGUAGGGGUGUGUGUCUGGGUUCUGGGAUUGCUUGUGGCCCACUCAACUUAUGGGGCGGUGGCCCGUAACCCUACUUUGCCUCAGGUACUAAUAUUGCCCUGGGUCUGAAGCCUUUGCCAGGCCCCUGCAGCUGCUGCACCUGCUCUGCUCUAUCCCACCUCAGAGGCAGGACACUGAGGGGCUCCAUCCAGCGGGGAAGCAGAGGCGGGUUAACUAUCUGCUAAUUGGUGGCAGUUUUAAGACCCAACUUUACACAGGCUCUUCUAAAGAUUCCUUCCUCUUUCCUUGUCCUUUAUGUUUCAAGCUGCACCGGUGUAGACCUGUACUACUGGCGAGGCUGGGUCCUUAUAAGCCAGAAAGUGAAUCUUAGACUCUGCCCUGAACUGAGAAACAGGCUGAGGGAUGGGCUGACACUUCGCCCCCCUCAUGUCCAUGAGGUACCAUUUUGGAGCAAUCAUUUUUCAGUCUAACUUCAGAGGCCCUCUGAGGCCUAAAACAGGGUUGUUCUUACUAUGUGAAGAAACUGACCAGGGCUCCAUACCAGGGGCCACACACCCUCCUCCACUUGGGCAGCUCCUGCCCUGUGGUGACGGCCAGUGUCUAACCUGGCACUGGGGCCCGAGGAGAAACAGAUAUUCAAGUCUAUGGAGAAGACAACUCCCCAUCUAGAAAAUGGGGACACUUAAGUGACAGACAAAACUACCUUUUUAUACAGAUCAAUAUUUUUUGUUCAUUAAAAUUGGUUGCUUAUCCAACACAGCCUCAU